Molecule: messenger RNA, 2286 nt
Organism: Aspergillus affinis
Lineage: Eukaryota; Fungi; Ascomycota; Eurotiomycetes; Eurotiales; Aspergillaceae
Product: transcription factor
Exons: 2
Coding region: 1-2286 (761 amino acids)
Biological process (GO): regulation of DNA-templated transcription; DNA-templated transcription
Molecular function (GO): zinc ion binding; DNA-binding transcription factor activity, RNA polymerase II-specific; DNA binding
Source: RefSeq, a predicted model, not a curated record
AUGGGCCUCAAUCCCUACGCUCCUCCUCCUCCUUCCGCUCCCGCUCCCCAGUACCAUGAACGACCGCCCCUCCCACCAAACGCAUCGUCGGGAUCGUCGUCCUCGCGAGAAGUGCCCGGAGUGAUACCUAAGGUGGCCAUUCCACGAUCGCAAAGCUUAAGCCGCCAGUCUGAACGACGCCGGUCGGCGAGAGCCUGCGAACCCUGCCGACAGCGGAAGAUCAAGUGCGAUGGGAACAAACCGGCCUGCAAACAGUGUGUGGAGCAUGACGUGAGGUGUGCCUAUAUGGACGUCAAGCGGGUGCGGGACCAGAAACAGCUGGGGGCUUUGGCGAAGAAAGUAGAUCGCUAUGAGAAGUUUUUGGAAGACAUCGAGAUGGAGGUCGAAUCUCAUACGUCGAGGCGAAUUAGGAAGAUGUUAAAGGACUCGAAUCAACCUUCCGCCACCGACGAAGUUUCCGACUCGGACGACGAUUCUGAAUCUAUCGGAUCCUUAGACAACAUUGACCUGGUGGAGGAGGAUCUCAAUCGGAGCGAGAAGACGGUGGCGAUGGGGUUCUUUGGGAAGAAUUCCGAGGUCUCGUGGAUGCAACGGGUUGAGGACGAGGCCACGAGCCUCAGUCGCCAGUCUUCGGAGUCUGCCGACCCAAAAGACUACCCAGUUUCUUCCAGCCAGACCUCAUCCCACCGACCCGAAUAUGCGAUCUCGACGCUCAGCUACCAUCUUGAUGAUCUCAGCAUCCCGUUCUUGGAGUCGGUAGAUCCUCACGCACUGCCGCCCAAGGAGCUGGCUGACCGGUUCUACGCUGCCUACUUGGAAUCCGUCAAUCCUGUUUACAUGGUAAUUCGACCGAAGGCAUUCACGGAACAGUAUCAAAAAUUCUUCCGGGGACCGUCGCGUCCGCCACGAACAUGGCUCGCUAUUUUGAAUUUGAUCUUCGCUAUUGGAUGUCGUUAUCUGCGACUGGUCGACAACGCAGAUGACGCGGACCUCGAUGAUCUGGUGUAUCUGAACCGGGCUCGAAAACUGGCGUUGAGCGGGAACGUGCUGUUUGAGCAUGCUGAUCUCCAGCAAAUCCAGGUGGAAUCCCUGGCCGCUUUCUACCUCCUGUCGCUGGAUCAAGUAAAUCGGGCCUUCAAGAUGUCCAGCUUAGCCUUCCGAUCCGCCCUGUCGCUCGGGAUCAACCUUCGCUUUGUGGAUGACCGGACGCAGAAUGCUUCGAAGGAAGCCCGCUGUCGUCUCUGGUGGGCCAUCUAUAUCUUCGAGCACCUGCUCACUUCGAUCACCGGCCGGGUAUCCUGCGUCGGAGAAGGCCUCACCGCGACCCCGCUGCCCGUUCCGUUCGAGGAAGACCAUUUCAACCGACCGGAGGCACUCUGCCUGCUUCAGGACACGCCGCUCCGGGCGAGCCGUCUCAAGAUGACGCUCUUCCAGACCCCGGAGGAAGCUCGAACCACAGCCGAGUGGCUGGCAACCUGCCCUCCGAGCCCGUCGCUGCUUUUCUACCAUAUCUCUGAUCUCUCCACCAUCAUGCAGGCCGUCAUCAACAGAGUCUACAGCCUCCAGGGACUGCGGGAUCGAGCCAGUCAGGUCGAACAGCGCAUCCGAAAGUACGCCGCCACCUUGGAAACCUGGCUGUCCAAGGUCCCCAAUGUCUACCGAUUCACUGAGUGGCAUAGUGAUAGACUUUUCAUCCCCGAGCACGGCCCGUUCCUGCGAGAGCGCGUCUACCUCGCGUUUUCGUUCUACAGCGCUAAGAUCGGCCUUUGUCGACCCUGUCUCUCGCACUCCAACAUGAAGCCCCACAUCGCCGAAGAGCCGAGCCGUCGCACCCGCCUCCGCACCGACAUGGCCCUGACCUGCCUACGAUCAUCCUGCUCGCUGAUCUCCAUCUUUCCCGACGAGCCCGACAUCUUCUGGCUCUCUCGGAUCGCGCCGUGGUGGAGUUCCCUUCAUUUCAUCAUGCAGGCGACCACCGCACUUCUGCUGGGCCUAACCUGCUGGCCGAAGUUCGAACUGGACUAUCAGAUUCUCGCGGAGUCGCAAACCGUCGACAAGACGAUGAUGCUCGCGUGCACCCGAAAGGCCGUCCGAUGGUUGUACGCCAUGAGCGAGUCGAACAUCGCCUUUCGACGUGCCUUUAUUACCUGCGAUGGCUCUCUCCGUCGGAUCGCCCCGAGCCUGGGUCUCGACAUUAGUGAUUUUCCUGAUAGCCGUUCUCUUUCCCCGGAGGAUGGCCACAUGAUGGGUGGGGAGGGGAUCGGACUUGAUUUUUUGGAUCUUUGA